AUGGGCAAUGAUCAGGCUGUCCUCGCAUCCCUCCUCACUAAGCUCUCUAAUACCUUCAAAAUUAGGGAUCUUGGUGAGUCUGGAUUUUUUCUAGGGAUUGAAACAGUCAAGUGUGCUGAUGGUGUGCUUCUUUUGCAGCACAGGUAUAUGACUGACAUAUUGAAACGGGCUGGUAUGACAGACUACAAGCCUCUGGCUACUCCCAUUGCUACGUCUUUGCCUACAUCUGUAAGUACUGAGCCAUAUGAUGAUCCCACACAGUACAGGAGCAUUGCAGGUGCAUUGCAAUAUUUGACUGUUACGAGACCUGAUCUGUCCUUUGCAGUGAAUCUUCUUUGUCAGCACAUGCAUGCUCCGACUACUGCACAUUGGGAACAACUCAAGCGUGUUCUCAGGUAUGUCAAGGGUACUCUUUCUAUGGGCCUGUGUUUGAGACAGUCUAGUUCCAGUGAUCUACAUGCAUUCUCAUAUUCUGACUGGGCUGGCUGUCCUACGGAUAGAAGGUCGACUAGUGGCUAUGCUGUUUUUCUCGGGACCAAUCUCGUGUCCUGGGUGUGCAGAAAGCAGAAAACUGUUGCUAGGUCAUCUACUGAGGCUGAGUACAAAGCUCUAGCAGACGUCUGUGCUGAAGUUAUAUGGAUUCUCUCUCUGCUGCGAGAGAUUGGUGUUUCUCCUCUGCCAGUGCCCAAGCUAUGGUGUGACAAUCUUGGUGCCACCUAUAUGUGUGCCAAUCCUAUUUUUCAUGCUCGUACAAAGCAUAUAGAGAUUGACUAUCAUUUUGUGCGGGAUAGAGUUGCGGCAGGAGACAUUCAGGUGAAUUUUAUCCCCACCAAGGAUCAGGUUGCAGACAUCUUCACCAAGCCACUGGCAGAACCCAGGUUUUCUUUCUUGAGAGACAAGCUGCAGGUUACUUCCGUACCCUCCGCUUGA
This is a messenger RNA of Ipomoea triloba (trilobed morning glory), 930 nucleotides long. RefSeq lists its product as uncharacterized. Lineage: Eukaryota; Viridiplantae; Streptophyta; Magnoliopsida; Solanales; Convolvulaceae. The transcript has a single exon. The record is from RefSeq and is a predicted model, not a curated record. The coding region runs from base 1 to 930 and encodes 309 amino acids.